Messenger RNA from Spirometra erinaceieuropaei, 13297 nucleotides. The record is from the annotation of a GenBank genome assembly. NCBI's taxonomy places the organism in Eukaryota, Metazoa, Platyhelminthes, Cestoda, Diphyllobothriidea, Diphyllobothriidae.
AUGAGUCGCGCACAUCAGCCAGACCUGAAGAAGUAUGUGCAUAUUCACACCCCUCUUAUAUUAUUAAUCAUUUAGGUACCUGGACAAGCGACUCCGACGUAAGUUUCCGUUUUUUUGUCUUUUCGCACGUGAUUCCUAUUAAAUCUACUCGGGUUGCUCUGACCCGAGCGUUUAAUUAAUGUGUGCGGCAUUAAAUGCUGUAUGCAAUCAAUACGCAAAAGACCACUUGUGAUUCUACGUCCGUCGGCGGGUUGUCUGCACGAAUGCAGCCAACGGGGUCCGGCAAUCACAACACUAGAGCAUUGCUAUUGUGUAAUGCAAGUUGUAAGCUAGCGAUGUACUGGUCCUUUGCUAUGGGGAAUACUGUUGCGUAGAGUGCUAUACACAGGGUAUUCGUUAACCUAACUAACGUGGUCCAAACACUUACACUCAGUAAACGACGCAAGCAUUUGCCAGCGUUUAGACGCUUGAUUUGUUUGUCCAUGGCUGCUGGCGUUCAUAUCAAUUCAGUACGGAGCCAGUGCGAUCAUGUCAAAGCCUUGUUUGCCGUCUAUUUCGCGUUUGAAUUCGGUGUCUCUGUAUACUAUGUGUCAGCAUGCUUGAUGGAACUUAUUACGCCCGUUCUAGCUAGUCUUAGUGCUCCUCACAAUGCCUGUUUGUCGUCCAAAAUGCGACUACGAUAAAUGGUUCGGGAGGACUGGAAGGGCCGACAGAAACAAUAUAGGUCGAUUUAGUAUGAAAUGGUAGUAUUUCCUUGGGGAAAAGGGGUCGUGUAAAUUGUUAUGCGUCGUUUUUCGAGUAUAUCGAAACUUCGAUAUCUACUCGAUAUAAAUCCACCGGACAAAAACGCUAUUCACUCGAUAUACGUAUAUCGAAAAUCCGCUAUUUACCCGAUCCCGGGGCGAUAUACUCCUGCUGCAAGGGCAUGCACACGCCACGGUCGCCCGGAGUAUUUUUCGUGGGCCCAGCAACCUGCUUCCAACAAUAAGGACCUGCUGCCGAUGUUGCAAGAGCUAUUUGGACAUCUUGAUGCGGAAGUAGAGCUAGGCUUUGGAAGUGAUUUUGGUUACCCACAGUGGGAUGUCGAGUUUCGGUUCUGGAAACCUAGUAGCGAGCCAAAAUGACAGGCGACAGAGAAUUGCCAAAGUCGCCUCAUCCAUCGUGUUUUCGCGGCGCGUUUCCAGACGUCGAUGUGGCCCACAUGGCGGAUAUUCGGGUCACAGCUGUGCUUUCUACAUGUACUGCAUGGCGUUCGUAGCAGAUGAGAGACCAGUUGGACAUGUUUUUAGUGCACGACAUUAUUUGGGUGAUUAAUGCAUCCCCACCUGUCCAUAGCCACCUGCAAACGCCUAGAGACUGCGGGCCACGUCUCGUUUUAUCAUGUCAACCCUAUUCUGAUUCUUUACUGAAGAAAUUUGCCCUGUCAUGUUUUAAACCACAUAUCACCUCAAGUUGAUGGCUGUUAGUAGAAAGGGGGUUGCGUCCUCCCGAUAGAUGCAUUUUCUGAGCUCUUUGGUUUUUGCAGCCCAGGUAGUCGAGUUAAGUGGUCUUCCCAUCACCCGCUCCACCUAAACUUUUAGGUCGUCAAGAAUAAACAUUAGCCGGACGCCAUCAUGAGCAUUUUUAAAAAUCCGUCAGCUGGCGCUGUGUAAGAAUCCGAUAUUAACGGCAUAUUUAAUCGAAAACGAUAUAUAAGUCGUCGAGAGACAUCUGGUCGUGUAUCGAACAGUUGUGGACAGAGAUGUUGAUACGAAUAGAGCUCUGGCCACAGUAAUUAAUACCUUUGUGGACUUCGACAAGUAGUGGCCGUCCGCAGCCUAGGUAUUAACUAAAACUCCAGGAUGCGCCGUGCGUCAGUUACUUUGCUAACUCAGAACUUGGGUCCCACCUCCAAUCGCCCGAGCUUGACAAUGCCAAACACGUCUACGGCAUGGGAAGUGAGACGUGUUGCAAUGGUUUGUGCUCUUCGCUUUACCUCAAUGUUUAAGCUCGCAAGACCGUCACCGGAUGCAAUGUCCCCCCAUGCAUGUUCAGCCGCUUUUUGCAAUAGGACGCAGGAAUUGCAACAGGGGAGUCAAUGAGCAUAGACCAGGCCUAGAGCACUUUCAUUCAGUCCGGAGUCAAAUUGCAGGGGUCGUUCCCAACUGAGUGGUCGUGCCUGUUUACUGUUUUCUUGCCACUAGACCAGGGUUGCCUACCACGCCAGCUGUCACAGACGCCGUGAUCAUAUACUCAGACGGUUGUUUCCUUCGGUGUCUUCGGCAGUCUAUUUGCAGGCGAUUCCUCAACAGUACACCCAGUCGUCUUAUUCGUGCUUGUCGCCCUGGCGCCUUGGCUCGCUGGCAGCGAACCACAAGACGAGGGUUUACUCCUAUCAUGUGAAAAUGCCAUCGUCAACCCUUCAGGGAUUUUAUAGGGCAGUCGACAUGCCGGACUUUAACCCUCCGCGCCCCGAUAUCCCUGCCACUUCUGGCCCUCUUCCGCUAAUUAGUCUGGCUCGGGAGCUUGCCCACACUAAAGACCGCCCCAUUCAUGCGUGUGUUGGCCAGUUAGAUAGUUUGCGCUGAUUACUGUGUCACAUUGAACCUUUCUUGGUGUCGCUCUUUUUACAUUUAGGGUACCGGAGCCCCGUCUGUGGUCAAUGUCAAACCCUAAAAUUUUGCACCUUGUUGCCGGAUGCAUCUAUUAGAAUCUAUCUGGUAGCAACGUUGAUCAUUUUGACAUUCGAAUGCGGUUUAAUCUGACUCACAAUUUCUUCGUUUUGACUAUUUCCCUUUAUAAUUGUCUGGCAUUAUAUUCUCGUCUAGUGAAGCUCAAUGGAAAUCGCGAGGUGAUUGGCCUACUCCGGGGUUUUGAUCCCUUCAUGAAUAUCGUCCUAGAGGAAUGUGUGGAAGUGACAAAAUCAGGACAACAAGUUGGCAUUGAUACUGUUGUCGUGCGAGGAAACAGCGUCAACGUUGUAGAAAUCCUUGAACGUGUAUAAAAUCCUCUUUUUAUAUAAAUAAAAAAGUUUUUAAAUCUAAAUUUUCUGAUUUGUUGGACGGCGUCGCGGCUUUGAUGCGCCAUUGAGCAUUCAACAGACUCGCUCCAUGAGCAAUAUUGGGGAAGGGUCUUCUGUGUCCGUCUAUGCCGGCUCACCUUUGUCGGUGCGCUCAAAUAAGUGACAUUGCUUUGUGGAAUGGACUCCUUUCUUUUAGCACAGUCGCUUACAGUUGGAUUCAGGCCAACACGAACCCGAGCACUCAUCCAAGUAUCGCACAAUUAGGGAAUCCUUUGGGAAGUAGAUGUGUGAUCUUAAAGUGAAGGGAUAGUAUAGGACUGCCAGCGACUUCCGACUAAUACCCUAUCACCAAGGUCUGUAGUCAAUUUUAAAUUGAACUGUUGUGCUUAGCGCCCUCGAUGCUUGUUACAUCUAGGGGCAUUUAAUGCCUGACUGAGUCCGUAGACUGCUAUUGGAGUAGUCGGAUCAGGGUUCGGGCCGUCCAGGCUUUUGUAAAGUCAUUUACAAAAUGAUAAUGGUGAGGUAUGUCUGGGCAUUGGGUUCGAUGACAUCCACUGCUCUACUUCAGUAAGGCAAUAAACACCAUUUGGGUUAAGAAUUUGGAAAUUCUCUUGAAGGAUUUCUUCCAGAGUGCUUUAAUCCAACGCGAGGGUUUUGGUGCCUUGUCAUCGAAGGUGAGUCAUAGUUUUCGAAUUGUACACUUGAUUGAGCCACUCCCUAGUGACGUGACUUUAGUGCCCUUUACUGUCCCAGGCCACUACGCCCAAAUGCCAUGGAAAUUUCCUACAACCCUCAUCGGUGUUUGCAUGAGUGUUGUUGCGGUCAUUUUUGUCAGAAAUCUCGGUGACAUCCACCCAUGUGGUAAACAAACUAGUAGCAGCGAAACCUUCAUGCGACUUGCUGAUUGUUUCUGGUGAUCGGAAUGGCCAGCUGGGUCGGGUGACAUUUCAGAUAACCAUCUUUUCUGGCCUCUUUAGGCUAGGCGAUGUUCAACCGACUGACCGCAACUGCAUGUUUCCGGUGUCAAUGCAAGCGUCCGUUGACCUGGUAUUCAGGCGAUAGUCGUACAACCAGCCGGAUUACAUUCUAGUCAUUGUUAAGGUUUUGCGCCUGUGUUCCUUGCCGCUGUUGGAUGAGUGUUGCUGGAACUGGUGGGGCCUAUUGUUCGCGCCAUGUCUUCACCUACACACACACACACCUGAGAAUUCACCUUAAAUCCGUGCCCUACUUGUCUCGUGCAAGAUGCCUUGGCAUCACGAAAUCGUGACAACACGGCCGAAGUUCUGAGCAAAUCCGCAGUCUGAGUGAAAUGAAAGGGCCGUAGGGAAUGAUCGUCGAUGAAGUCGUCGGUUCGCGUUGUAGUGGGUGGAUUCUCCGACUCACCCAGCGACACCGCAACGACUGGAUCAGGUAGAGAUCCCUACGGCUGUCCGUUCAGAGUGCAAGUUAGGUCCAGCAACGAGAUUUCUUCCAUUCCGUCCACUUUGCCCUGCGACAGAAUUUUACUCGUUUCCAGCCCAUGCAGUGUCGUGUGAUCCUCAGUUUUUAUAACUAUUAUAAAAUUCUCACGGAGCUGGCAUGGUAUCUCCAUGGCCACAAUAACGCACGUGUAUCCUGUCUCCGUUUGACUAGCCCUAUGCAGUUAUAAGUACUGGGCUGCGUGGGUGGAAGAUGAGCGAGAACUGGACGCAUGUGACCAUUGCUGUCUGUAAACCAUCCCUACGACGAAGUUCACUGAUUUCAUCUAGAGUGAGACAUUUCACAUUCGCUAAUACAUCGCCCAGAUAGCCAAUAACGCUUGCGCGCGUCACAUUCGUCCACCCUAAAACUCGCGUUGCUGUCUUUGAUAUAUCUUUGCUGUCUUCCUGAAGAUGCCAAGAGGUCAACUCGGCGAGCUAAGACAUAGAGGUGUUCAUUGGACCUUCGAUAUUCGGCUUCCGUCGCCGAAGAAAGGGAGGAAGGCGCGCCCUCCAAGUCUGCAGCCGCGGAUCGUCACGCGUGGGAGGUACGCUCCGCGACAUCAUCCUAGUCAAUCAGAUCAAGCAUGAUCGCAGCUAUAGCGAGCAAGUGCAGUCAUCACGAACGAGGUAUUGAGAGGAAAUUCCGCUCGAAUCUGCAAGAAUCUUUAGAAAGGCCGGAAGUCAGACUAGUUCGUAUUGUUGACUGCGUCCGCAGUGACCGUCCGGCAGAGUCCUUGUGUGGUGGAGCAGUCGUGCCUGUUUUAGCCGUUGACCAAUAGUUUUUUAUCUCCAGGUUGCCGGUCUCUAUCGACCCAGUGUCUGUCUUGACUUCAUCGUUCUUGCGGUUUCGCUGUAUGUCACUCGUUUUCGGAAAGUGUGUCCGUCUAGCACCCAAAGUGCCCGUCAGAUAUACUUAGGUAGGCCGUUAGGAGACGUUCACUAUGUGCGCUGAUGGCCUCAACCAUUUAUAGUGAGGAACUGCAUGCCCAUCCUCCUGACGUCUCACAAGCGCUACUGAUUUCGAUUGACUAAGGGUGCAGUGACACCGCGUUCUGCAUAAUUGUUAGUUGCGGUUCACCCGUCUGCGGCUUUAGUACGGCGAGUCUCACCGCAGCGGCUGCUCUCGCAUCUCCUGAUGUAGCUGAUUGACAGGCGAGUUCCGGACGUGUAGAUGCUUAGUGACCUUCGUGACGCGUUUAGUUUGGCACUACUUGCCUCUCCAUUACCGCUGUCCGCAAACUUCGUUUUUCGAACCCCAGACCUCCACCGGUUGAGGUAUGUCGACUGCCGAUAAAACUGGCACAUCCAGGAAAAGUUAGUCCUGAGACAUAGUGAGCCAUCAACUUCCUGGGAAUAAGGUCGUCCACCAACUGCGUUAACCCUAUGUCGUCUGCCGACUUAAAUUCCAAAGCUGUUCGGUUACACAUUCAUUAUAUUUGGCCCCAUCGUUAAGAAUUUGGCGACCUUGGCGGGAUUCGAACCCCAGACAGCAAGGGCCAGACUUCAGCACAGCUAACGCUCCAACCACCUGAUCUACGUGGCUCCGACCUGUAAACGGGAAUGUAAUCAUAUUUGCGUCAGGUUAUCUGCCCAGCCUACCGCAACGUAUGCAAUUCACCAGUUCCGACACAGGAAACUGACGACCCAAGCACCAUUUCCUAGGCAAUAAAUCUAGAAUCCACCAAGUGACUACCGGGCUUUAUUGAUUAAUUAGUGUUUUCGGCAAUUAGUAAUUCCGUUUUAGACUAAUGGUGGGGUCAUGUUAGUUUGCGAAGUACCCGUCGCCCUUUCUCCAUCUUAACCGCAGUAUCAUUAGCCUUGCAGGUCUGGAGAUAGCGUAGAUGGGUACAAUCAGAAACUGUUUCACCUCACCCUAAAAACAGUAGCCAAGAGCCGAGGCAUACACUUGGCCUGACAAAGUUGUGGUGGACUGUACUUAGUUCGUGAGGCUGUCGACGUUUCCUAUGUGGCCUCUAAUGUAGCCUUGGGUUUAAAAGUAGACUGUUUUUUGUCUGUAAUUAAUUGGAUUUAUGCCGUCAGAAUCCAGACUUUCUAGGUCGGCUGGAGUUUAUGUAAUUUAACAUAAGUACUUGCGUUAGAUUUCAGGCUCUACCUCACCAGCCCUGUGUCGCUAAUGUUACUAACUUAUGACCAACUUAUAGACCGACAUCUCCAUUAGUCUGUAUCAGGCCAGACCUGAAUCGGAUAGACUACUUAUAGCGCGCAAGGGGAAGUGCAAAAUACCUUCCCUCCCGUUGCGACGAAUUGACGUGUCUCAAGGCCAGUUUAUUGUGGGGGAGAAGGGACAGCCAGACCCGUAAUGCGCGACCUUCGCUAUAAUUAAUCUGGCGCCCGUGGGUAAUCACGGCGCUUUAACCUCUAUACGUUUGAAGGCGGUCAGCUGUUUAGACAACGACUUCCUACGGAGCAAGGACUAGGUUACGAUGGCAUCGCUAUGAUAUUUAAUCCAGUGAAAUCUGGUUCGUGGGAAGCAGGGGACAGCGCAUGCAUGGUCUGCGUGUAGGGGAGCUUUAUGUCAGUUUAGCUCCUGCGUCUAUACCCACGUUUAGUAGCCCUAACCUCUUCGUGUCCCUGCACCACGAUGGGUGUGUAAGAAAAGUCAGGUCGAUGCCGCACAGUCCUCCCUUACUAUAACCCGAUCCAUGCACUUGUCGUUAAGGCUUCUCUUGGCAGUGAUGACCCUCAUCGAGUUUGUCGAGCCAACUAUUGCACCGAUUCGUUUUUGUACUGUAAAUAUUUCUUUUAUGUCAACAUCCGGGAAAUUGCGGUCUUCUAUGUGCUGAUGCCACGUCCUUUGCCGUUUACCUCCAGAGGGGCAAACUCUCGGAUGGUCCAAGGUUUUCCCGGAGAACUCCAGAACGCGACAAACAGUAACCCUGGAGCUACUCGGACUGCAAUUGCCUACCUCGUCGGUCACUGCGCCCGAAUUCAUUUCCUGUCAGGGAGACUCGAACAGGUCAUCAGUAUUUGGCAGUUAAGGGAAAGGUAGGGAAAUGAAGGGCUGUCUAACUUGAAGAACGAGACACGAUCGCUGUGACAAGAGCUUUAUUAGCCUGACGUUUCGGAUUCCUGCCCGAACCCAUCAUCAGCGACAACAGCAGAUACGGAUGAUUCCUGCACCAGGGGCUGCAGUAUUUUUGGGAUGCAGUCGCCACGCUAUCGCAUUCCUAUGAACAUUCACGGCACACAGACCGGAGGCAACCAUCAGGCGUCUGGUAAUGAAACCGAAAGACCCGCUACCACGGCCAGAAACGUCUGGAGUCGUUUAUCGGAUCUGGUGUAGUUGCGGACAAAGCAACUACGUCGGAGAAACCGGAAGACAGCUCCGAACGAGAAUGGCUGAACACGCUGCAGCGGUACGGAGAAAUGACGCCAGCUCCCAAGUUGCGGCUCAUUCGACGAGAUCCGGCCACACACUCAAAUUCGACGAGGCCGAAAUUCUCGCAAGAGGUGACAACCGCGUGAGCCGGGAGCUACUUGAAUCAUGGUUUACUGGCCCCCAGUCCAUUAACAAGUGCAAUGAACUUCCCCCUCCAUACUCCGUGCUGAGACUUCGUCUAGGCGGAGUAGUUGGUCACGCGGGGAGCGCACAGGUGAACACUUCUCCCAACACCAGGAUCGAUGCGUCAGAUGGUCGAGCAAUCAUCACACCAGCAUCCAACGCACGUGAUGAAAUUGCAGCAAUUAACGACGCAAACGUCGGCCAUCAAGCCAUUAGCACACCACGUGCAACGAUUCCGGAUGAAGGGAGAGCCGUGAAUGUUCAUAGGAAUGCGGUGGCAUGGGUACUGCAUCCUAUAAAUACUGCAGCCCCUGGUGCAUGAACCCCCCGUACCUGCUUUUGUCUCUGGUGAUGGGUUCGAGCAGGCAUCCGAAACGUCAGGCUAAUAAAGCUCUUGUCCCAGCGAUCGUGUCUCCUUCUUCAAGACUACUUCCUGGGACUCGUCUCUUCGCUUCUAUUGGCUGUCUCACAUCUACCUCCUCAUUAUAGUAAGUCGGGUGGGUUUAAAGCUAUAAUGUCCAGCUAAUAUUCGUGGCCUAGAGGGCUGUCAAUCGACUGAGACGACAAGGUUCUCCUCCAGACUGGCUGUCGAGCUGCAGCAGCUUCUUAGUUCGACCUUCGCGACGACUAUUAUCAAUGUGGAAUCCGGGAUACUGAAGUUAAGUUCAAAUGAAGGACGUGACCAGCACGCGAAUGGUUCGUGUAGACAGAACUUUUUAUGCCAUAACACAUAUUCUAAUCUCCAGUUGACUCUACUCAGACCUGCCACUUGUACACGAUAGGAAAGGAGGUUGAGGACGAUGCAGGCAUCUUUCCCUCACACUACUGGUUCUGAUGUACCUGUAGAUGUGCCAUGCCAGAUCGAUGAAUUAUUUUCUUACCCUGACCGAUUGCCACGUCGUAAUGGCUUAAUGGCUCCCAUUGUCAAACCUUAGCCAUGUAAGAUCCGGCCUACUGAUCUGCCAUAAAUGUGCGCGUACGCGCCGCUGUGUGUGUGGCAGACGUGGGCAAGAACCCUAUAAAAGAUCGGCCACUGUACCCAGACCCAUCUCUGGCCUUUUGACCUUGUCUUGCUACUACAAGAUGGUGAAUUUAGGAAGAGCGACUGCAGUUGUUGCUACGUAAGCCUCCCUAACUAGAAUCCAACCUGCGUACAAACGCUACUCGAACAGCUGUGGUUGUCGUCGCUUAUGAAGAGCAAUCACCCGGUCUGUCUAACGCAUCGGCCUGUGCUGGCUAGUAAAAGAGUCCUCUGUUGUUUGGGAUAGUUGUGAAUUUAUUGCAUGAAAUCAAGCAAAGCAACAAAUUAUGGGCCAUGUUAUUAAGACCUCGUGAAUAUUACUUGUAAUAGAAUGCGGCAUUACAUGCCUCCGGCUCUCAUGCACGUGAGAUCGGGGCCGCCGUCCAUGAAAGUCCGGUGUACUCUAAGGUGACCAGGUCGUGUGAGGAGCGCGUAGGCGGGUCGUUUACCCUCGUUAGCCACUGCGUUCGGGCCAACUUCCGGUCGCCUUAUCAUUGUCUUGCCAAAGGGGCCUGGUGGAUGGGGUUGGGCAAAGUGCAGUAGAUGCUGCACAAGUCCGCCCCACUAAAAAAUCCAAUUCACGCGUAAGUCGCCGAUGCUGCUUUCACUCCGUGGGACACACAGUGUACGCCGUCGUUCGCGAUGGCCUUACUAUCAGGUGUGUCCACCAGCCUCCGGACCGAUGUCUCACCUGUCAUAUACGGUCCACUCUGCGCGAUCAUCUUCGACAUGCAGGGCGUUUGCCCUCGAGUUCGCCUCUCCAAGCCUCGCCAUUGUGUCAAAUGUCUGGUGUGCCAAGUAACAUCCCAUAAAUUUUGUCAAUAAAGACUGGGGAAACCGGAAUUACCGAAUCUCGCCUCUUUGUCGUUUCGCACGCAACACCCAAAUUCUAGGUCGGGAUAACUUAACACUGGAAGGGCACCCGUGUUCCCCUUGGAAAGGCUUGAACUUGAAAAGACAUACAAACACAACCCUUGGCUAUAUGAAUGCUCCAUAACGAUAGCCGUCUGCGGUGACAUGCGCAUCACAGUCCCUGAACCGUAUUCGUCGCUUAGGUUCCGCCAUUGCCUGCGCAUACUCUCUUCGACCGGUACUCUCACACAAAGUCCCACCUGCGGUCGUACCGACCGGGCCAGUGCAUCCAAGACUCAGGUAACUGGACGCCCACGCGCACCUGAACACAGUGUUAUAUAUAAAGCAGUUAGCAACUUAGACGUUCUCUCAGGUAGGACUCAGAAUUGUUACACAUGUCAUGGUCUUGCCAGCGGUCACCAGUGUUUGGGCGGCAAUUCACGAUGCUGUACAUAAUAAAUACCUCAUUCUGUCGUCUUUCGUUUUCCCCAGUUAACAGAACUUCGCCAGAGGCCGUGCUGGUUAAAGUAUACUCAUAAAUUUAGCCGCUACAACAUCACAAGCCGUUCGUCUAACAGAAGUCGACUGUCAGAAUCGUACACACAAACAUGGCCAGGAUAGGGCGCGGUCUACCACCUUUAUAAGAGUGAUUUGCAGAAAAACAUCCGACAGACUUGACAGUUAGACUGUCGUAUCUGACGAUGUCUACCAUUUGCUCCACAGCAAGGUGAAUUAGGCACGGUGACUUGCGCGUGAUUUAGUCUACAGCAAGUGUGAACUUACGUCGCACCUAUCGCACUUUCUCCUCACCCACCAAAGUCCGGUGUCAAGACAGAGUCAAGAAAACCGGAGGCGGGGGAGGACGCAGGUGGAUGGCACGGCUUAGCCCGCACCUUGGCGCUCCAUUCCACACCCCCUAGUCCACACAACAAUUGGCCAGGAUUUUAACUAUCAACAACACCACGACGGGCCGGAGCACGAGGAUGACUGGGCAGCCAUGCUCACGACCUGUACACCCAGCGGGAGCGCAAGCACAUCUACCGGCAGGGAACCAGGUGUCGGAAAAUAACCAGCGCAUACCAGGCUGCGAGGACCAUGGUUUGCUGAUCCAGGCAUAGCAGACGAUUACAGAAAUGUAGGUCUCAAUCCGACAGACUUAGUGUCGCCAUCACACCACGUCCUCGACCCAGCAAUAAAAGUACAUAGUGCUGGUAAAAAAAAGCAUUCUACACACAUUGCACAAAACGCCCCUGAAAAGAAAAGUUGAUAUUUCACCGUGUUCAUAUUCGUGCACCUUAAGCCUCUGUGCCGCAGGAAACGGCUUUCUGGAUCUUGGGCGACAGCAACUGGGAGUGAUCCUAGUGGCCAUAAUAUGUGAUGCAGAUGAACUGCGGAAGAUUGGCAAUAGUGAGGUCGAGAGAUUAGCGGACCUUGUAACCCUCCAAAAUGUCAAGGAGUAGUUUGUUUAGACGGCCAAUUUCCCACAAUCCUAAUGUGAAUGGGAGAACUUCGUGAAUAUUAUCUGGUAGUUAUGAAAAUAUUGCUGUAAACGGACGAGAUCAUGGAAUCAGUCGGCCGAAGAAGACAUUCAGUAGAGAAGAUAGAAGGUUGCUGAGAACAGUGAGCGCCGAUUAAUUCAGCCCCAGUCUAACUUUAGACGAAGUAUAACCGUUUUCAGCAUCUUUGAUCAUAUUUCACCGAUGAAUGGAUGAGUUCGGUCACAGAAGUAGACAUUCAGGGCUCACACUUUUGUUAAAUUCUGCCCAUAGAAGAACGGGACUUGACUUGCUAAUAACAUGGUGCGGCGUAGGAGUGUCCAGUUAGGCACACCCGUGCACGAGUGGUAGGCUGCAUCAUGCAAAUGGUGGCUGCUCCUCACGGUCCUAAACUGUCACCAAAGUCUCCUCUGUGGUUCAUCGAAAUUAGGCUCUAUCUAGCAGCCCCACCCCGGUAACCACCUAGACCGGUGGACUAAACCAGAUAAGAUAAGGGUUGUUGGUGCUGUGUGUCCCAAUACCCAGCAAUCCUCUUCCCAUCCCAUCUUCCCCCUUCUCCUCCUCUUUCCUUUCCCUAUUUUCUCCUUCCAACUUCAAAGGUCCUAAGAAGAGGAUGACGUACAAUUCCGUAGACCGCCCAGGCUAACACGGGGCGCUCUCCACUAGCAAAACCGUGACCCACAGUGGUGUUCGUCAGCCAUCUACGAUGAUUUAGCAGCCCAAUUUAGGAAGGACACUGCUUAACACCUCGUGGAUAAGGGGUUUGUAGAUUCAUAGAUUCUGAAGCACUGGGCCGAGCACUAUUGAAGUAUCCCCAACCGCCUGUCUAAAACCUCCGACGCCACCAUCAACCGACUCUCUCUAGUGAAAACGAACGACGACAUGGAUCUACCGCCCUCCCUUCUAGAAACUACCCGAACCGCUCACCAACCCUCCAACGAGGAAGCACCGGGAUCCGAUGUCAUCUCGGCCGAGCACGGCGACCCCCGACUGAUGGGCAAAUUGACAACGCUAUUCCAGGAAAUCCAGUGCCAAGGACACGUUCCACGGGAUUUGAUUGAUGCGACAGGUGUCCAUCUCUACAAACGGAAAGAGAACCGGCAACUCUGGAAUAACCACAGAGGAAUCUCACUGCACAACAUCGUGGGGAAGGUCUUCGCUCACAUCCUUCUUAAUCGACUCAACGGACAUCCAUAACAGACACUAAUCCCCGAAAGCCAGUGUGGUCUUCGACAGCAUCACGGAACCGCUGAUAUUAUCUUCGUUGCCUGGCAGCUGCAAGAGGAGUGGCAGGAAAUGCGGCCCCAUCCCUAUGUUACUUUGUGGACACGGCAUGUGACACGACAAAUCGAGAUGGACUCUGGAAAAUCAUACAUAAAUGUGACUGUCCUGAGUGACUCACCCAGAUAAUGCGUCAGCUCCGCGAUGGGAUGGUAUCACGUAUCACUGACAACGAGACCGUCUCAGAAGCGGGGCUGCGUACUCGCCCCCCACCGCUGAUGGACACCUACCGUGACGAGCACCCGGAAUUCCCAUCACCAACAGGACCGAAAGCCAUCUUCUCAACAGGCCCCAACGCGUUUCUCCACGACUACUAUUUACUACCUCCUUUCCGCGGACGAUUUCGGGCUCAGCGCCGUGCCAGAAGCAGAUAUGCAAUGGGGCAUGGGCCUCUUCGCCGCCGGCUGCGCCAAAUACGGGCUGACCAUCAACACGAAAAAAAUGGUUACCGUACAUCAACCUCCACCCAACGGUGCAUGCAGUGCUCCUCGCAUCUAUGUCAACGGCACCCAACUGAGAGCUGUGGACAACUUCGUUUAUUUGGGGGGCACCCUCUCAUACUGCACCGAAAUUGACGACGAAGUGGUCCGUCGGAUCUCCAAGGCCAGCCAAGCAUUCGGUCGACUGCGCAACAGCGCCGAAAUACCGGCUCAUGCUGGAUGA